Messenger RNA from Jatropha curcas, 1523 nucleotides. RefSeq lists its product as uncharacterized. NCBI's taxonomy places the organism in Eukaryota, Viridiplantae, Streptophyta, Magnoliopsida, Malpighiales, Euphorbiaceae. The record is from RefSeq and is a predicted model, not a curated record.
AACCAAAAUCAAGAAAUCUCCAUUCUCCCUCUUUUCUCUCUAAUGGCUCAUUAUCUGCUCUUUCUUCUUCUCUUCACCGUUUUCUUCCUUAACACAGCCAUGACCCUCACUCCCAUACCUUCACCCGCCGUUACUCCCAACUUAAAUAUCUACAGUACCACCGCAAAACACGCUCCCUCACCUUCACCGAUCCCUACUUCCACAAGAUCUUCAAACACCACAACCACUACCACCGCAACACUCGCUCCCUCACCGUCACCAACCCCUGCUUCCACAAGAUCUCCAAAUACCACAACCACUACCACCGCAACACUCGCUUCCUCACCUUCACCGACCCCUACUUCUGCAAGAUCUCUAAACACCACUGCCGCCCCAAUUCUUGUUCCUAAACCUUCGCCAGCUCCUACUCGCACCGUAACUCCUAACUCCACCUCCACUACCGCUGCAAUUUGCUCUCCCGCCCCUUCACCAGCUUUUACUCCCAACGGCACCACCUCCGCCGCCACGACCACCAUCACCACCGUCAUCACUGCACCACCGCCGCCACGGCAUAUACACCAUGGCUACCGCCAACAACUCAACAACAUAAUCGAUGCCCUAAUUGGUGCCGGAGACUUCAACAUUUGGGCCAACGUCCUUUCGGUGGCAGAUCCCUCGACUCUCCCUAUCUCCGCCACUCUCUUUAUUCCCGCAGAUGAUUCUCGUUCACCUAUCGCCACCACUAUCACUAUUGAUCCUUACAUAUUCCCUUACCAUAUUGUCCCUCAACGCCUCUCCUUCGUCGAUCUUGGUCAAUUCAAGCUUUAUUCUCGCCUUCCAACGCUUCUUCCCGGCAAAUCCAUACUCGUAACUAAUAGUUCCAUUUCUAACUAUACUCUUGACGGUUCUCUUGUUUCUCAUCCUGAUCUCUACACCAAUGCAAACAUCGCCGUUCAUGGAAUCGCCACUCUGCUAGAUUACUCUGUUUAUGGCGACGCUUACACUAAAGUUCCACAGCCGGAAGUGUUGUCUCGGCCACCGCAAGCAAUGUUUGUGCCGGAAGGUGACUUGAUUGGCGAUCACCGAUCAGAGACAAAUUCGGCUUGCUUGUGCAGUGAGGUUUGGACUGUUUUCUGGAUCUUUUCUGCUGUUUUAGCAUCAAAGGUUCAAAGAUUUAGUCUUUUUAGCCAUUGAUCGUGUUUUCCAUUGAUUUUAAACAUAAUAAUAGAAGGCAGAGAUGAUGAUUUUGAAGAUCAAUCUUGGAUUAAGGCAUUUUGUUUCUUUUGGUGACCCUUUUGGAGUUUUGAUGUCUCUUUGUGAAUAUUUUUGGUUCAAUUGGGUCAUUUUUUCAAUUUCAGACAAAUUUGUAUCGGGUUCCUUUUCUUUGAUGUCAAAAUUCAGGAGACAGGGAUUUGAUUGUUAUUGUUGUAAAUGGGUUUGAUAGAAGUUGAAAGAUUUGAUUGUAUCAUACUGUGGAAGGCUGAGAUUGUUUUGAAUUCUGAAUGAUAUUUUUCAGGGUUCUUUUUGGAACCAAUAUUCUGAUA